AUGCAAAGUGUCUUGGACUCUCUCCACGACUUCAGUUUGAAGUGUCCCUUCUUCCCAGAAUCUUCAUUAGAAACACUGAAGAACUAUAAGUACCAAGCAAUAGACAAUUCCUUUGUUGGGAAAUACUUCUACCAAGACUUUGUGAUUGCCCCAAUUAUGAAAGUUGUUCCUUUGUGGGCUGCUCCAAAUCUGAUUACGUGUGCUGGUGGUCUUUUUAUAGUUUUAGCUCUUUUCACAGUAUACUUAGCUGACUACUUUGGUGCGUUCACACACUUACUCGUUGGUAUCUUUUUCUAUAUGUACGUGAUCUUUGAUACAUUGGACGGUAAACAAGCUCGUAAAACAGGGAGUGGAUCUCCUUUAGGAGAAUUAAUGGACCAUGGUGUUGAUGUCUUAGUGAUGGGAACUUUAGCUAUUAUUUUGUGCCACGAAUUCAUGUUAGACCAGUUCCAGACGGCUUUCAUCUAUUUUGUUGGCUUUGCCAUCUUCUAUUUCCCACACUGGGUACAACAUCAAACUGGUUGGAUGAUCUUUGGCCCUGCCACUAAUCCCAUUGAAAUGGUACAUCUAUAUCUCUUGAUUGAAAUUGUUCGAACAGUCAUGGGAUGGACUCCAGAAGUUGCAAAUAAAGCGACUAUAUUUGGUAUAAUGGACAUGCCAACUUUCUUGAUGGUCUUUGCAACUUUUGUGUUGGGGUGCACCAUAUUUGGAGCUGUCAGAGAUGUUAAAGCGGAACUCGAAAAGUCGAAUAAGAGCUGGGACACACCAUUAAAAGAGCUGAUACCUUUCUUCUGCACAUCUGUUGUUGCGUUGUCCAUCAAUUAUAUUCACAUCGACAACUUCUUUUGUGACCAAUUAAGACUUGUCGGAAGUGUGUGCUUUGUUGGGAUGUUUGUCCAGUGGUAUGUUGUGACCAGAUUAUUACAUUUACCAUGCCCUUCGUUAUACAUCAACUUCUAUGGAACCGUCAUAAUAGCUAUUGUAAUGAAUAUUGCUUAUCACUUCGAUAGAUGGAAUAUCGUCAACAUGCUUGCUGUUGGUUAUUGGGCACAUUCGACCUUAUGGGAAUCUGCUCUUGUUCUCAAUGUUAUUUACCACUUCUCAAAGUACUUGAACAUUAAACCAUUCAAAAUCGUCCCAAAGACUCAGAAUUAA
Molecule: messenger RNA, 1155 nt
Organism: Entamoeba invadens IP1
Lineage: Eukaryota; Evosea; Mastigamoebida; Endamoebidae
Product: cholinephosphotransferase, putative
Exons: 1
Coding region: 1-1155 (384 amino acids)
Biological process (GO): phospholipid biosynthetic process
Cellular component (GO): membrane
Molecular function (GO): phosphotransferase activity, for other substituted phosphate groups
Source: RefSeq, a predicted model, not a curated record